GCUCGCGAUGUCCGUAUCUCAUCUCUGCGAUAAAUAUUCUGCAAGUGCGUCGUUAAAAAUGAUUAAAGCAGACUUGGGAAAUCUCAGAUCUCAUUUGGGUACUCUCUCGCUAGAAGUGAAGAAUGUAAUGGAGAUGCGCGAUGAGCUGAAGAGUAAAUUGAAGGAAGUAGGCAGCGUGAUUCCAAAAAUAUCAGAAGCCAUUCUCAACUUGAGGAAUGAAGUUUCCGAGGGCGGUGCGAUCCUUUCGACACGAGACACCGAACCAUACUCGACCGGUGCACCUGUGCUCAAUCUAUUCGGCAUACCGCUUUGUCAACAGCAGAACACACCCCGGGCUGUAAUACAGACCGGCGUUUUGCCGGGCGAAUGCUGGGCCUUCAAGGGCAGUAGCGGCAGCGUGGUAAUUCGAUUACUCGGCUACGUGCACGUGUCCGGAGUUAGCCUUGAACACAUCUCUUCAUUGAUAUCCCCUACUGGGGAAACUGCUACGGCGCCGAAAGAUUUUUCUAUUUGGGGUUUGUCAGAUCCGGAUGAUAAGAAGCCUUUUUCAUUUGGCAGUUUUACAUACGACAAUACUGGUUCGCCGUUGCAGUACUUCGAGGUCCAGAAUCGAGCAAAAAAGACGUAUGAUAUAAUUGAGAUGAAAGUACAUUCUAAUAGUGGCAAUCCAGAGUAUACGUGUAUCUACAGAAUACGGGUGCACGGGACACUUAGUGAAACAUAAAUGUAUCAAGUACAUGAAGAGUGCAAAUUCUCAGCCAUUCUGGUGUUAAGCGCAAACUCCAUGGAACCACUACGCACCAAAGUGUUUCCACCGAAGUCCUCAAUGAUGAAGUAA
Messenger RNA from Cyphomyrmex costatus, 838 nucleotides. RefSeq names its product SUN domain-containing protein 1-like. The record is from RefSeq and is a predicted model, not a curated record. NCBI's taxonomy places the organism in Eukaryota, Metazoa, Arthropoda, Insecta, Hymenoptera, Formicidae. Gene Ontology annotation, molecular function: protein-membrane adaptor activity. The transcript is spliced from 8 exons. Gene Ontology annotation, cellular component: meiotic nuclear membrane microtubule tethering complex; nuclear envelope.